GUUACGGUUAUGUAUGUUGUGUUUUUUAGGUUAUAUAGUUAAAAAUUUUGAAUUUGAGUUAUGGAAAGAAUUUUGAGAGAAUUUAAAUCCUCUAAUAAUAGUUGUUGUGACUGUUAUGAAGAGAUAAGUUUAAUAACAUAUUUAGCAAAUUUGACUCAGGAUGAAAUCAUUACGAAUGAAAUAGAAGCUGCAUCAAAUAUAUUACACUGCGCUCUUACAAGUCUCUACGAAAACCAUUAUGAUAUAAUUCAGGACAUUUUCAACAAAAACAGCUGCCACAUUACUUUAAUUGAGAAAGCUAGUGGAAGCAGCUUCAACAUUUUUAUAAAAGACACAUGGCUUUUUCAAAUAAUCCUAAUAAAUUCUAUAAAACAUACAGAUAUCGUAAAUAAUGGUCUAAACCACUCGCAUCUUGAUUUGCUUACAUUGGUUGUUGACCACAUCCUUAAAAAUAUCGAUAUAGCAAAACCAUUAUCGUUACAUUUGUUAAGAACCUUAUUAUUAAUUAUUACCAAGCGCAAGGACACUUUGCUACCAAAUUUAAAUAGAGAAAUUCUGAGCUGUAUGAACAAAGUAGCUGUAUCACCGAUUACGGUGUUCAGGCAGUACGCUCGUGAGAUAUCGAAGCAAGUUAUUUCAUCUCUACCUGCAGAAGUAACUAUAUUUUUAGACAUUUCUUUAUUGCCCAUGAAGGGCAUAGAUAUGUACGAUAUAGUGAAACGUUUCCCAAAAACAUUCAUUAGAGAGAACCAACACCACAUAGUUAAAAAAGUUUUGAGCAUGUUUCUGAGGAACGUUGAGAGUAAAGAUGGAGGUGCUUUAUACGAGUGUCUUCUUUUUUACUCCUUUGAAGAGUGGGGAAAGGAAAUUUGGCCACUAUUUCUGGAUAGUUUGAGAUAUAUCGAUUAUGAGGGGUAA
This is a messenger RNA of Anoplophora glabripennis (Asian longhorned beetle), 918 nucleotides long. RefSeq lists its product as uncharacterized. The transcript is spliced from 2 exons. NCBI's taxonomy places the organism in Eukaryota, Metazoa, Arthropoda, Insecta, Coleoptera, Cerambycidae. The coding region runs from base 61 to 918 and encodes 285 amino acids. The record is from RefSeq and is a predicted model, not a curated record.